AUGGAUAGUGUGUAUGCAUUUAUGGAUUAUUGUGCACAAGGACAAACCAUCGACUACUUAUGGGCAGACAUCAGGACACCUCUGAAAGGAAGCCUAACACCAUUCAAUGUGUAUGUGACAUUGUCGAGGGCACAAGGCCGAUCAAAUGUACGAUUGCUGCAAGACUUCAAAGACAGCCUCUUCAUGACAACACCAUGUGAGGUGUUAGAACAAGAAGACAAACAAUUAAUGAAUCUCAAUAGAGAAACUAAGCAAGACUGGGAAAGAAGGCAAGGACGAAGAGGACAGAAGAUGGAUGGCUAG
This is a messenger RNA of Cantharellus anzutake, 303 nucleotides long. RefSeq lists its product as uncharacterized. The transcript has a single exon. The record is from RefSeq and is a predicted model, not a curated record. NCBI's taxonomy places the organism in Eukaryota, Fungi, Basidiomycota, Agaricomycetes, Cantharellales, Hydnaceae. Bases 1 to 303 code for a protein of 100 amino acids.